This is a messenger RNA of Kwoniella shivajii, 840 nucleotides long. RefSeq names its product adenylate kinase. Gene Ontology annotation, biological process: ADP biosynthetic process. The record is from RefSeq and is a predicted model, not a curated record. Lineage: Eukaryota; Fungi; Basidiomycota; Tremellomycetes; Tremellales; Cryptococcaceae. The transcript has 5 exons. Gene Ontology annotation, cellular component: mitochondrion; cytoplasm. Bases 1 to 840 code for a protein of 279 amino acids. Gene Ontology annotation, molecular function: ATP binding; AMP kinase activity.
AUGGCAUCUGCAGCAGGUUCAGGUUCGGAGCUUGAGUAUCUCAAGACAUUGGUUAACCAACUCCAAGAUAAAAUUCACCAACUUGAAAAAUCAACUUCUUCAUCUGUGUCUUCAGCUGUCGAUACUGCCAAAGCUGCAGUUGGUUUAGGUGCACCCAAAGAUGCUCCUCGAAUGGUCUUGAUUGGUCCACCCGGUGCUGGAAAAGGUACACAAGCACCUAACAUCUCAUCUAAAUACUGUAUUUGUCAUUUGGCUACUGGAGAUAUGCUCAGAUCUCAAGUUUCCAGACAGACUGAAUUAGGUAAAGCGGCUAAAAAAAUCAUGGAUCAAGGUGGUUUGGUCAGUGAUGAAAUUAUGGUCGGUAUGAUCAAAGAGGAAUUAAGUAAAAAUGCUGAAUGUAAGAACGGAUUCAUCCUUGAUGGAUUCCCUCGAACAGUUCCCCAAGCUUCAAAACUCGAUGCAAUGUUAACAGAAGCCAAACAAGCCAUUGAUCACGCUAUCGAACUUAAGAUUCCGGAUGCUCUUUUGAUCUCAAGAAUCACAGGUAGAUUGGUACAUCCCGCUUCAGGAAGAAGUUACCACAGGGAGUUCAACCCACCCAAGAAACCAAUGACCGACGACCAAACCGGGGAACCUUUGAUCCAAAGAUCAGACGAUAACGUCGAGACACUCAAGAAGAGAUUAACGACUUAUCACGCUCAAACUGGUCCCGUAGUUGACUAUUACAAGAAAACAGGUGUUUGGACCCCUGUAGAUGCUGCUCAAUCACCUAAAUUAGUUUGGGCAUCAGUUAGCAAAAUUCUCGAAGGCACUAAAGAUGGUAAAACCGUUAGAGCCUAA